Molecule: messenger RNA, 4440 nt
Organism: Micropterus dolomieu (smallmouth bass)
Lineage: Eukaryota; Metazoa; Chordata; Actinopteri; Centrarchiformes; Centrarchidae
Product: sodium bicarbonate cotransporter 3-like
Exons: 27
Coding region: 158-3748 (1196 amino acids)
Biological process (GO): monoatomic anion transport; bicarbonate transport; transmembrane transport
Cellular component (GO): plasma membrane; basolateral plasma membrane; apical plasma membrane
Molecular function (GO): monoatomic anion transmembrane transporter activity; solute:inorganic anion antiporter activity; sodium:bicarbonate symporter activity
Source: RefSeq, a predicted model, not a curated record
GAGUCGUUUUUAGAAGAAAGGGAGCCGGCGGCUAGCAAACUUCAUCACCUCCCCGAGGAGAGAAGAAGGACUUUUCACAGCGGCUUGUGGAAAAUGGAGGAAGACAGCAGCGACCAGAUGAGACCGCUCCUCACAUCUCUACUGUAGAAACGUGACGAUGCAGCGUGGCGACGUCCGUGGAAGGGGGUGCCUGCGGUUAUGGAGAUAUAAAUGGCUCGUUCUAAGGAGCACCGUCAGAUCUGUCAUAACCAAAUGGAAAGAACAUGGCACAACAGUAAAACCUGCCAAGAGACGGCCGCCCACCAAACCUCACGGACCGGGCAAGGAGGAUAUUAAUCAGAGAGGCGGCACAGAGACUAAGGGGAACGAUGAGGAGGCGGUCUUGGACCAGGGGAAGACCAGCUCCACCCUCUACACCAACUUUGAGAAAGAGGAGCUGGAGAGUCACAGAGCGGUGUACGUCGGCGUCCGUGUUCCCAUGGGCCGAGAGAGUCGAAGGCGCCACCGUCACAGAGGACACAGACAUCACCGGAAACGACGGGGCCGCUCGGACCGGGAGGACGGACGAGAGUCGCCCACAUACGACACGCCGUCCCAGAGAGUCCAGUUCAUCCUCGGGACGGAAGACGGCGACGAGGAGCACAUCCCCCACGACCUGUUCACCGAGCUGGACGAGAUCUCCUUCAGAGACGGAGACUUGACGGAGUGGAAGGAGACCGCCAGGUGGCUGAAGUUUGAGGAGGACGUAGAAGACGGCGGUGAGCGCUGGAGUAAACCGUACGUGGCCACGCUGUCGCUUCACAGUCUGUUUGAGCUGCGUUCCUGCAUCCUGAACGGCACCGUGAUGCUCGACAUGAGGGCCAGCACCAUCGAGGACAUCGCAGACAUGGUGAUUGACAGCAUGGUGGCGUCGGGCCAGCUGGAGGAGGGUGUUCGGGAGAAAGUGAGGGAGGCCAUGUUGCGGCGUCACCACCAUCAGAGCGAGAAGAAGCUGAGCAACCGAAUCCCGCUGGUUCGAUCCUUCGCUGACAUAGGCAAGAAACACUCCGAGCCACACUUACUGGAACGCAACGUACACGUAACAUGUCUGCUAACCUCAUGUUGUUCUUCCUCACAUGCAGACAUGGUGAUUGACAGCAUGGUGGCGUCGGGCCAGCUGGAGGAGGGUGUUCGGGAGAAAGUGAGGGAGGCCAUGUUGCGGCGUCACCACCAUCAGAGCGAGAAGAAGCUGAGCAACCGAAUCCCGCUGGUUCGAUCCUUCGCUGACAUAGGCAAGAAACACUCCGAGCCACACUUACUGGAACGCAACGGUCUGCUGGCGUCCCCUCAGUCGGCUCCAGGAAACCUCGACAACAACAAGAACGGCGAGAGUCGCAUCAACGGCGGCAGCCGGGAAAACAGCACCGUGGACUUCAGCAAGGUGGACAUGAACUUCAUGAAGAAGAUCCCUCCUGGCGCAGAGGCGUCCAACGUCCUGGUGGGUGAAGUGGACUUCCUGGAGCGGCCGAUCGUCGCCUUCGUCCGGCUGUCCCCCGCCAUGCUGCUGACCGGCCUCACAGAGGUCCCGGUGCCCACCAGGUUUGUCUUCCUGCUGCUCGGCCCGUUUGGAAAAGGCCCGCAGUACCACGAGAUCGGACGCUCCAUGGCCACUCUGAUGACGGACGAGGAAGGUAAUCUUUACUCUGUAGAGGCGUGGUGCCCCCUGCUGGAGGACUCGGAUCUUGUUAGCUCUGGACCAGAGUGUUGCAGGAACAGGAUCUUCGGUGGUUUGGUGAACGACGUCCGGAGGAAGGCGCCCUUCCUGUGGAGUGACAUCAGGGACGCGGUCAGCCUGCAGUGUUUGGCGUCCGUCCUCUUCCUCUACUGCGCCUGCAUGUCGCCCGUCAUCACGUUCGGAGGGCUGCUGGGAGAAGCCACCAAAGGAAACAUAAGUGCCAUAGAGUCUCUGUUCGGGGCGUCCAUGACGGGCGUGGCCUACUCCCUGUUUGCUGGUCAGCCUCUCACCAUCCUGGGCAGCACCGGUCCAGUUCUGGUCUUUGAGAAGAUCCUCUUCAAGUUCUGCAGUGAGUACGGCCUGUCCUACCUGUCCCUGAGGACCAGUAUCGGACUCUGGACCGCCUUCCUCUGCCUGCUGCUGGUCGCCACCGACGCCAGCUCUCUGGUCUGCUACAUCACCCGCUUCACCGAAGAAGCCUUCGCCUCCCUCAUCUGCAUCAUCUUCAUCUACGAGGCUCUGGAGAAGCUGGUCACCCUCGGGGAGCUCUACCCCUUCAACAUGCACGACGAGCUGGACAACCUCACCUUCUACACGUGUCAGUGUUCUCCGCCUGCGAACGCCUCAGCUGACGUCCUCCAGAUGUGGAGCAACCAAAACAUCAGCUCAGAAAACAUCCAGUGGGAACAGCUGAGUGUGAAGGACUGCGUGGAUUUACGCGGCGAGUUUGUCGGUUCGGCCUGCAGCCCGCACGGCCCCUACGUCCCCGACGUCCUCUUCUGGUCCAUCAUCCUCUUCUUCACCACCUUCUUCCUCUCCUCCUUCUUCAAACAGUUCAAGACCAAGAGAUACUUCCCCACAAAGGUCCGAUCCACCAUCAGUGACUUUGCCGUGUUUCUGACCAUCAUGAUCAUGGUGUUGGUGGAUUAUCUGGUCGGAGUUCCUUCACCCAAACUCCACGUACCUGACCGCUUUGAGCCCACGUCGAGCACUCGAGGGUGGCUGAUCUCCCCGCUGGGACCGAACCCCUGGUGGACGCUGCUGGUCGCCGCCGUCCCGGCUCUGCUGUGCACCAUCCUCAUCUUCAUGGACCAGCAAAUCUCCGCCGUCAUCGUCAACAGGAAGGAGAACAAACUGAAGAAAGGCUGUGGCUACCACCUGGACCUGCUGGUGGUGGCGGUGAUGCUGGGUGUGUGCUCCAUUAUGGGCCUGCCGUGGUUCGUGGCGGCGACCGUGCUCUCUAUCUCCCACGUCAACAGUCUGAAGCUGGAGUCGGAGUGCGCGGCGCCGGGCGAGCAGCCAAAGUUCCUGGGCAUCAGAGAGCAGAGAGUCACGGGCUUCAUGAUCUUCGUCCUGAUGGGCUGCUCCGUCUUCAUGACCUCCGCCCUCAAGUUCAUCCCGAUGCCUGUCCUGUACGGCGUCUUCCUCUACAUGGGAGUGUCCUCGCUCAAAGGCAUUCAGCUGUUCGACCGCAUCAAACUGUUCGGCAUGCCGUCCAAACACCAGCCGGACCUGAUCUACCUGCGCUACGUCCCUCUGUGGAAGGUCCACAUCUUCACCGUGGUGCAGCUGUCCUGCCUCAUCGUCCUCUGGACCAUCAAGGCCUCGGCCGCCGCUGUUGUCUUCCCCAUGAUGGUUCUGGCUCUGGUGUUCAUCCGUAAGCUUCUGGAUUUCUGCUUCACCAAGAGAGAGCUGAGCUACCUGGACGACCUGAUACCAGAGAGCAAGAAGAAGAAGGAAGAUGACAAGAAGAAGAGGGAGAAGGAGAACGCUCUGCGGAUGCUGGAGGAGGCGGAGGACGAUCAGCCGUACGAUGGAGGAAUGAACUUCCCGAUCAAAACCCUGAAACGCAUGGACCCAUCAGAGGUGAACAUCUCGGAUGAAAUGGCCAAAAGCGGCAUUUGGAAGUCCAUGAACCCCGACAGCAGCAGAGCUCUGAAACGCUGCAACAGCCAGGAGAAGCUGCAGAGCGUCCGGAUAAACGUGGAGACCGAGGACGGUCGCAGAGUCGUGAACGAGGACACGCUGCUAUGAUCCCCCGCCGCUCACCACCAUCGGGCAGCGCUGUUGGAGGACGUGGCUGCAGUUGCUGAGGGGUUACUGCAGCCCUCCGUCUUCUCUGAACUGAGGUCAAAGGUCACAGGAGGACCAAUCAGGCUUCGCCUCGCCCCGUGUCAUACUUCUCAUCCUCAGUUUUCUCGGACGAAGGUGAACGUUUUUAUUUUCUCAUCGUUUUAUGGUGAAACACGGAGACUCCACCACUGGGAGCAAAUAUGGCCGCCACUUUUUGGAAACAGCUUCCUCAGGUUUCUUUGGUUGGUUUUUUUUGUUUUUUUUUUAACUCAGGCGGUUCUCCUCCGCUGCACUCUGAUUGGCUGCUGAAGCGUCGAACCGAAACACAGACUCGGUGGACGACUGAUUCUCCAGACUGAUGAUCUGAAACUUAAUUUCAUCGUUUUAAAUGUUCCAUUUCUGCUUUAACGAAGCAGAUGAGGCUCUUCACCUCCGACAGGUCCAACGCAGGAAGGAGUUUUUAUUUAAUCCGUUAUGCUGAUUUAAGUUGUGAAUGUGUCUGUGAGUGUUUCAGUGUGUGUGUUUGUGUGUGAGAGAGAUCACUGUUGUGCCUCACCCUGUUGCCUGCAGUGGCCGAUUGAAUGACGUCACAGCCGCUGUCUUCAUAGUUUCUACUUAAAGUUUCAAUAAAAUCAGUUUGGUGACGACGAUAA